AAUUAUUUGAAUAUUUACAUGUAAAUAAAUAAAAAUAAUUUAUAGUAAAAAAGUGGUAAAUGUUAUUAAAGUUGCCAUCAAUUUAAGGAUUUUCCACUUUUGUAAUUUACUUUUGCAUAUAAAACAAAAUGGGUCGCAAAAAGGAUAAAAGAAGAAAAAAUGUUUUAAAACAACAUUCGAAUAAUAGUGUCGCUUUAAAAAAUGAUUUAGAAAAGACUUCAACUCAAAAUGUCAAUUUGUUGAACAAUACAAUUGACAUUAUUGCAAGAUUAAAUUUUCCGUUCCUAGAACCAAAUGCUAACGACAUAAUUUUUAAAGAAGAAGAAGAAGAAGAUUUUGAAUUUAAUUUUCGACCUCGUACAAUUUUUGCUUACAAUCUUUGCUUAGUGUGCAUGGAAAUAUGUGAUGUAUCAAUUACUUGUGAAAAUUGUCAAAUGGUGUCAUAUUGUUCAGAUAAUCACCGAAAGGAGAAUUUAAUGGAUCAUAGAAAUUUAUGUAAAAUUCUAACAGAAGUUUGCAGUAAAAAUAGGGGUUUAUCUUUAGCAAAGGAUCUGUCACCCGAUGAAUACAGAACUUUUCGAGUAAAAUUAAUAGAAAUAAUUGAACAGAGUUUACAACGAAAAUUAGAUUUAUGGGAAAAGGAAAUUAUUCUAUACCCUCGAUUAUGUCGACAAUGUCACAGCGAAAACAAUCUGAUGCAUUGUCCAGAAUGUAAAAUGGAUUUUUAUUGCUCUAAAGAUCAUCAACAAGAUCAUAAUCAAUGGUGCAAUCAAUUUAAACUCUUCCACAGAAUUAUUUACCUUCAAAAACAUCAUGGAUCAGUUACUCCAAAACUGCCAAAUCGAAUUUACAAGGAAGCAAAUUCUCUACCAGAAUCUAUGGAUGACUUAAUAUCAGAUUUAUUCUCCUCGUCGGAGUAUUAUAAAAAAAUGGAUUGUCAUUCAUAUGCAAGUCUAUCACACAUCGCAACAAUUCCACUAACAACUUUACUUGCAAUUCAAAAAAGUUUUAAUAAUUGGCAAAUAAUGAAAAAUAUUUCUAUUCACGUGAUAGGCGCAGAAUUUCAAUUUGAAUGCUGGAAUUUUCGAAUUUGGGAGAAAGUAUUUCUUCACUAUCUACCGAAUCUUAAAAAUUUAUCCCUGACAUUCACUGGGCCAGAGUUACAAAUACCAGAAAUUUUGGUCAAUUUUUUACAAAAAAAUAUCAAAAUUUGCAAAUACUGUCGUGAUAGCGGUAGACAAAUAAACGUUACUUUUAAUCAAGGAAAACUCUAUCAUGAAAUCAAGUCACCAGAAACAGAUAUUGUCUGUCUAUUUAAUCCGGGACUUUAUCGAAAAACAGGAUUUAACGGAAACGAUACGUGGCCACUGACUAUAAAAAAAUUUUCAAAUUUAAAAAUUCCAGUUGUUAUCACAGCUUACACGGAAAAGGAAAUACCACAAGAUAUCGCGACAAUAAAAUCAUUGUGUAAUGUUCAGGUAAUAAUGGAACCGCAAAAAAAUCCAUUUGCAAGUUUAAAACCCGACAGAAAUUUCGUCAGUGAUGACACAGCACCGUUGAUGUAUAAAAAUCAGUUUUUAUCGAUUAUUAAAGGUAUAAAUUGAAUUAUUUUUA
Molecule: messenger RNA, 1614 nt
Organism: Leptopilina heterotoma
Lineage: Eukaryota; Metazoa; Arthropoda; Insecta; Hymenoptera; Figitidae
Exons: 4
Coding region: 129-1604 (491 amino acids)
Cellular component (GO): extrinsic component of mitochondrial inner membrane
Source: RefSeq, a predicted model, not a curated record